Molecule: messenger RNA, 396 nt
Organism: Parnassius apollo (apollo)
Lineage: Eukaryota; Metazoa; Arthropoda; Insecta; Lepidoptera; Papilionidae
Source: the annotation of a GenBank genome assembly
AUGUUCCCAGAAGAAGUGUUGAAAGAGCCGGCCGUACGUGAUGCAUUCCGCAAGGCCUUGGACAUGAUGAACCGAAGCACGGAUAUCGACUCCAUCGAGCCCCCACCACCGCCUAGUUUCUCCCUCCCUGAACCUAAGGAAACUUCUAAGAUUACCGAAAUUCUCGCCACAACGAACCCUCUCAAGAGCUUCUCCGAACUUCUAGAAACUAGAUGCAUUGAGAGGGGGAUAACUUUUGUCCCCAUUCCGGGCAAAUCAAGGGAGGGCCGGCCUUUGUACAAGAUUGGGGAAUUGCAGUGUUACGUUAUUAGGAAUGUUAUUAUGUACUCGGAUGACGGUGGAAGAUCCUUUGGACCCAUAGGCAUGGAUCGGCUGUUGAAUAUGGUUGAGGACUGA